AUGGCUUCCAGCCCGCUGCCGGGGCCCAACGACAUCCUGCUGGCGUCGCCGUCGAGCGCCUUCCAGCCCGACGCGCUGAGCCAGCCGCGGCCAGGCCACGCCAACCUCAAACCCAACCAGGUGGGCCAGGUGAUCCUCUACGGCAUUCCCAUCGUGUCAUUGGUGAUCGACGGGCAGGAGCGCCUGUGCCUGGCGCAGAUCUCCAACACACUUCUCAAGAACUUCAGCUACAACGAGAUCCACAACCGCCGCGUGGCGCUGGGCAUCACGUGCGUGCAGUGCACGCCAGUGCAGCUGGAGAUCCUGCGGCGCGCGGGAGCCAUGCCCAUCUCAUCGCGCCGCUGCGGCAUGAUCACCAAGCGCGAGGCCGAGCGUCUGUGCAAGUCGUUCCUGGGCGAAAACAGGCCGCCCAAACUGCCCGACAACUUCGCUUUCGACGUGUCGCACGAGUGUGCCUGGGGCUGCCGUGGCAGCUUCAUCCCCGCGCGCUACAACAGCUCGCGCGCCAAGUGUAUCAAAUGUAGCUACUGCAACAUGUACUUCUCGCCCAACAAGUUCAUUUUCCACUCCCACCGCACGCCCGACGCCAAGUACACUCAGCCAGACGCUGCCAACUUCAACUCGUGGCGCCGUCAUCUCAAGCUCACUGACAAGAGCCCCCAGGACGAGCUAGUCUUCGCCUGGGAGGACGUCAAGGCCAUGUUCAACGGCGGUAGCAGAAAGCGUGCUCUACCCCAGCCGGGCGCACACCCCGCCUGCCACCCGCUCAGCUCCGUCAAGGCGGCGGCAGUGGCAGCCGCGGCCGCCGUGGCAGGGGGCGGGGGACUGUUGGGCCCGCACCUGCUGGGCGCGCCCCCGCCGCCGCCGCCACCGCCACCCCUGGCGGAGCUGGCGGGCUCACCACACGCUCACCACAAGCGGCCGCGAUUCGACGACGACGACGACUCCCUGCAAGAGGCGGCCGUCGUGGCCGCCGCCAGCCUCUCGGCUGCAGCCGCCAGCCUCUCAGUGGCGGCGGCCUCGGGCGGCGCCGGGGCUGGAGGGGGCGGAGCCGGGGGUGGCUGUGUGACCGGCGUCGGCGCCGGCGCGGGGGCAGGCGCGGCGGCUGGCGCCAAAGGACCGCGCAGCUACCCGGUCAUCCCGGUGCCCAGCAAGGGCUCGUUCGGGGGCGUGCUGCAGAAGUUCCCAGGCUGCGGAGGCCUCUUUCCUCACCCUUACACCUUCCCGGCCGCAGCCGCCGCCUUUGGCUUGUGCCACAAGAAGGAGGACGCGGGCGCCACAGCCGACGCCCUGGGGGGCGCGGGUGCUGGCGGCGCGGGAGCGGCGCCCAAGGCCGGCUUGUCCGGCCUCUUCUGGCCAGCGGGCCGAAAGGACGCCUUCUACCCGCCCUUCUGCAUGUUCUGGCCGCCGCGGACCCCCGGCGGGCUUCCAGUGCCCACUUACCUCCAGCCCCCGCCACAGCCGCCCUCGGCGCUGGGAUGCGCGCUUGGUGACAGCCCGGCCCUGCUGCGCCAGGCCUUCCUGGACCUGGCCGAGCCCGGCGGCGCCGGGGGGAGCGCUGAGGCUGCGCCCCCGCCGGGCCAGCCCCCUCAAGUAGUGGCCAACGGCCCGGGCUCCGGCCCACCGCCUCCUACGGCGGGCGCCGGCGCUCACGACGCGCUCUUCGAGUCGCCCCGGGGCGGCAGCGGCGGGGACUGCAGCGCGGGCUCCACGCCUCCCGCCGACCCCGCCGCUGCGUCCGGGCCUGGGGCUGCGGCCGGCGGAGCGGGCCCUGCGGGCUCCCGGGUGCCCGCACCUCACCACCCGCACCUUCUGGAGGGGCGCAAGGCAGGGGGUGGCAGCUACCACCAUUCGAGCGCCUUCAGGCCAGUGGGCGGCAAGGACGACGCGGAGAGCCUGGCCAAGCUUCACGGGGCAUCGGCGGGCGCGCCGCACUCGGCCCAACCGCACCACCACCACCACCAUCACCAUCACCACCCCCACCACCACCAUCAUCCCCCGCAGCCGCCGUCACCCCUGCUGCUACUGCCCCCGCAGCCCGACGAGCCGGGUUCUGAGCGCCACCACCCGGCCCCGCCGCCGCCCCCGCCCCCGCCUCCUCCGCUGGCCCCGCAGCCGCACCACCGAGGCCUUCUGUCCCCCGGGGGCACCAGCUGCAGCUACCCCAGCGAGGACAGCUCUGAGGACGAGGAGGAUGAGGAAGAAGAGCAGGAAGUGGACGUGGAGGGCCACAAGCCCCCAGAGGGCGAGGAAGAGGAAGAGGAAGGUCGAGACCCUGAAGAAGAUGAGGAGGAAGACGAGGAGACCGGGGUUCUACUGGGAGACCCCUUAGGUGGAGGCGGCCGCUUCCUCCAGGGCCGAGGGCUGUCGGAGAAGGGGAGCAGCCGGGACCGCGCUCCAGCCGCCGCGGGCGCUUUCCCGUUGGCCCUGAACUCCUCCAGGCUGCUGCAGGAGGACGGGAAACUGGGUGACCCCGGCGGCUCGGACCUGCCCCCGCCCCCACCCCCGCCCCUGGCCCCCCAGAAAGCGAGUGGCGGUGGUAGCAGCAGCCCGGGCAGCCCGGUCCACCAUCCAUCACUUGAGGAGCCGCCCUCCUACAAAGAUAGUCAGAAAACUAAGGAAAAUAACCAAGUUAUUGUAUCUACAAAGGAUGACAACAGCUUUUCAGAUAAGAACAAGGAGCAUAGCUUUUUCAUCACAGACUCUGAUGCUUCUGGAGGAGAUUUUUGGAGAGAAAGAUCAGGUGAACACACACAAGAAACCAAUUCACCUCAUUCACUCAAAAAGGAUGUAGAAAAUAUGGGGAAAGAAGAACUUCAGAAGGUUUUAUUUGAACAAAUAGAUUUACGGAGACGACUAGAACAAGAGUUUCAAGUGUUAAAAGGAAGCACAUCUUUCCCAGUAUUCAAUAAUUUUCAGGAUCAGAUGAAAAGGGAACUAGCCUACCGAGAAGAAAUGGUACAACAGUUACAAAUUAUCCCCUAUGCAGCAAGCUUGAUCAGGAAAGAAAAGCUUGGCGCCCAUCUCAGCAAAAGCUAA
Propithecus coquereli (Coquerel's sifaka) is the source of this 3039-nucleotide messenger RNA. It is a transcript of the gene SKOR2, whose product is annotated as SKI family transcriptional corepressor 2. Gene Ontology annotation, cellular component: nucleus; transcription regulator complex. The record is from RefSeq and is a predicted model, not a curated record. Lineage: Eukaryota; Metazoa; Chordata; Mammalia; Primates; Indriidae. The transcript has 7 exons. Gene Ontology annotation, biological process: negative regulation of BMP signaling pathway; negative regulation of transcription by RNA polymerase II. Gene Ontology annotation, molecular function: DNA-binding transcription factor activity, RNA polymerase II-specific; RNA polymerase II cis-regulatory region sequence-specific DNA binding; SMAD binding. The coding region runs from base 1 to 3039 and encodes 1012 amino acids.